Molecule: messenger RNA, 660 nt
Organism: Caenorhabditis remanei
Lineage: Eukaryota; Metazoa; Nematoda; Chromadorea; Rhabditida; Rhabditidae
Exons: 4
Coding region: 1-660 (219 amino acids)
Source: RefSeq, a predicted model, not a curated record
AUGCUCCUCGCCGUCUUUUUGCUCAUUUCUCUUUGCAUGAAGUUCUCGACACCAAAAACCUUACUUGACGUUUACGUGACCGGUAAAGAUGAUCCGAAAUGUGGAAAAUACAUGCAAAACCACUUGAAGCCUGUUCUUCGUAUUAAAUAUGUGCGACUUUUACGUGCAAACUUCACAGAGGAUAACAAUGGCCUCAGUGACAGUAUUCUUUCAAACACACUGUGCACACCUAAAACUAACAAUGGGUACAAUUCGAGCCUAGCAAAAUACGAGUUUGACUGCAAAACAAUUGGGCAGGAAUCCACUGAAAUGCCCAAUUGGUUCAUUUUCGCUGUGGGAACGGACCAACAGAUGAUGUCGUCUCAAAUCGAAUAUCGUUAUAAUCAUGACGCUAUGGGAAUGUUCCAGUACUUGAAACCAGAGGAAGUGAUGGCUCAACAGUUCACCCACGCCUCCCAUUUGCAUAUUCGAUAUUUGAAUAUGACAUUUAAUAAUAAACCAAGCGUAGUCAUCGAUUACAAUUGUCUCGAUACAUACCCGGAUAGUUUGAUCGCCGACCAUGGUUUGUAUAUCAGAAAAUCGAACGAGACGAUGCAUACUAGACUUUAUUUUGAUCCAGAUUCUGUUGGAGAGAAAUUUCCGAGACCAGUUCUUAUUUGA